AUGGAAUCCGAGUGGGUAUUUCACAUUGAAAGCAAUCGAUGGUUUCGUUCCAUCUACAGCCAUACAGGUGAGCCCUGUUGGGAAUGGGAUUCUCUCGGUGGCUCAGUGCCUCGUACUACAAGAGAUGAUGAGGUUGCCAACCUCGCCCAGCAUGAAUAUGGCCGCUCAGGAUCUCCAUUUGUCCCCAAGGAUAUAUACGCGCAUUCAACUCCAUCCAUGUCUUCUCAAACACGCCAUACAAACCUCUCAGACUUGCAGCCACAGCCGGCGUUCGAGGACAGACUAUGCACCGAUAGUUCAAAGAUGAACAUCGGCCAUCAGUUUUCACAGAUCGAAGGCACAUACCUACCAGGAAUUCACCGCGCGGGGGAUAGUAUGUACCCAACCGCAGAUUUUCAGGCCGGCAGCAGUGCGAGCAGCCCACCCGAGUGGUUCCAACCAGAUAUGCAGUACGAAAUGCCCCAGGAAGCAACGCACCGAGGCACAGGGUGCACUGGAAUUUCAGGUCGCAGCAAGGCCACCAGAUUAUCAACAAGCGAUGCAUCCAUGCUACAAUCUCACCCCAACGAUUCUCAGGAAUCGGCACUAGAUGCGUCAUACAUGGCCUCUGGGAGCAACAGUGAGCAUAAAACACUGGACCCUCGAUACAAAAAGCAAAGAGACCCUCGGUCAUUCUUCCGAGUUGGCCGAGUGUUUUCAAUGCUAUGGCAUGAGAAUGCAGGUUCAAAUGGUAAUAGACACAGCAAAAAAGUCUCCCCGCGCAGCAGUUCGCAGUUCAUUAGGGGGAAGUACCAAGAGCCCAUCUAUAGUAGCAUCCGGCGCAUGAUAGUAGUCAAGCAGCAAAGGGGUUGUUGCUGGUGUGUGCCCAUCACAACCUACAGAGGACAAGGCGUAUCUAAAGCAGGUAUUGACCGCAGCAAGCAUGCCGUGAUCUAUAUGCGAGGCGAUAUGCCCCCAGCUAAAGAGGAUGAGCCUGCUAUGACGAAGCAGCCCCUCGAAGUCGAGCCUGUCAGAUUAGAACAGAAAUUGGAUCCCAUGUCGAGAGUCAACUUCGGCAAGGUGUAUACAGUCGAGCACAAUGUGAAGGUUCUGCCCGUGGGUGAGAUCAAGGGGGCAUCGAGGGAUUUAUUCUUGGAAUAUUUCCACAGCGAAUUUAGUACCUCCAGACUUCAGGAUACGGUGGUUUUGAUUGGCGACUAUCAGACAUUCUGGCCUAAGGCAGAAAUAUAUUAUGUCAUAACAAAUUUCGCCUCACCGCCUGCGGCACUCUCACCGCCCGACAAAAUUUCCCAAAAAAGUUUCAAUUUCCUCAGAUCUGAUCAAGCAUAUACACAUCAAAACGUCACAAUGAAGCGCAAGUUGGAUGCUAACGAUGUCCCUGCACCCAAGGCCAAGGUGGCUGAGGAUAAAGAACUUGACUUUGAGGCCCUCAACCUCGAUCCCCGAUUGCGCCAGGCUCUGAUCAAGGAAAAGUUCACCAAGCCCACGCUCGUACAAUCAAAGGCCAUUCCGUUGGCGCUUGAAGGAAAGGAUAUCCUGGCUCGUGCGAAAACUGGCUCUGGAAAAACCGCCGCCUAUGUUCUUCCAAUUCUCCAAGCCAUCCUCCAACAGAAGACUGCCGAUCCCUCCUCAAAUGCCACAACCGCCCUCAUCCUUGUCCCCACCCGUGAGCUUGCAGAACAAGUCCAGAAAGUCAUCGUGUCGUUCUCCAGUUUCUGUGGCAAGGAUAUUCGAUCAGUCAACCUGACACAGAAGGUUUCCGAUGAAGUCCAGCGCUCCAUGCUGGCAGACUUCCCCGACAUCGUUGUUUCAACCCCCACGCGCGUUUACAGCAAUGUGAACAACUCUGCCCUCUCCCUCGACAAGAUUACCCAUUUGGUCAUUGAUGAGGCGGAUCUUGUCCUCUCAUACGGCUACGACGACGAUAUCAAUGCUCUCUCCAAGGCCAUCCCCCGCGGAGCGCAGACAUUCUUGAUGAGUGCUACCCUAACAUCAGAGGUAGACACUUUGAAGGAUUUGUAUUGUCGGAACCCUGUGAUUCUCAAGUUGGAGGAGAAGGAAGAGAAGGGUGCUGGUGUCAGCCAAUUCGUUGUUAAAUGCGCGGAAGACGAGAAGUUCCUCUUAACUUACGUCAUCUUCAAAUUGCAGCUUAUCAAGGGCAAGGUCAUUAUUUUCGUCGCAGAUGUGGACCGUUGCUACCGUGUGAAGCUUUUCCUUGAACAAUUCGGCCUCAAGAGCUGUGUCCUCAAUUCAGAGCUUCCCAUCAACUCUCGAAUCCAUGUUGUCGAAGAGUUUAACAAGGGUGUUUACGAUAUCAUUAUUGCAGCUGAUGAGCAAGAGGUUCUGGGCACCAAGUCAAAGAAGACCCCUGAGGUGAAGGAAUUGGAGGAAGCAGAGCCUAAAGAGGAGAUGGGUGAAAGUGAGGACGAACAGGCGCAAGAGGAGACCGAAAAUGGAAAGAAGCCUGAAUCCAAGAAGCGUCGCAAGAUGAGCGCCAAAGAAAAGGAUUUCAGCAUUGCCCGCGGAAUCGACUUCCAAGAUGUCGCAUGCGUUCUCAAUUUCGACCUACCCACAACCUCAAAAUCCUACACCCACCGCAUCGGACGUACUGGCCGUGCAGGAAAGGCCGGCAUGGCGCUCUCUUUCGUUGUACCUGCUGAUCAGUACGGCAAGCACCGACCCACCUCAAUCCCCAGCACAAAGCACGAUGAGAGCAUGCUCGCCAAGAUCGUUAAGCGCCAAGCCAAGCUCGGCCACGAGGUUAAGCCCUACCACUUCGAAAUGUCCCAAGUCGAUGCCUUCCGGUACCGUAUGACCGACGCACUGCGCGCCGUGACCAGACUCGCCAUCCAGGAAGCACGAGGACGCGAGAUCCGACAAGAACUGAUUAAGAGCGAGAAGCUCAAGCGCCAUUUCGAGGACAACCCUGAUGAGCUGCGCCAGUUGCGCCACGAUGGUGAGCUGCGAGCUGCGCGUGUCCAGGCCCACCUUAAGCAUGUCCCUGAAUACCUCAUGCCUGCCAAGGGUCGAAAGGGAAUUUCCAAGGAGAAUGCCGGAUACGUCAGCUUCUCCAAGUCGAAGCAGAACCGAAUUCGCAAGGCGAGAGAUCGCAACCGUGCUCGUGGCAAGUCCGGUGGCAAGUCAGACCCUUUGAAGACGUUUAAUCGAUCCAAAAAAUAG
Messenger RNA from Penicillium salamii, 3180 nucleotides. The record is from the annotation of a GenBank genome assembly. Lineage: Eukaryota; Fungi; Ascomycota; Eurotiomycetes; Eurotiales; Aspergillaceae.